AUCCGCCAUUUAUAAGAAUACGCGAAGUUUGUGCUCAUGAAGUGGUAUCGCCAUAAUACCAUUGUAACUGAUAAAUUAACUCACGAAUCGACGAAACGUUCGCGAAGUUCAAAAAGCCCGCCCGCGAAACGUGUUAUGGCCGGUAAGUUGUGCAUCAAAUACCGUCGUUUGUUUCUGUUACAUCUAUGAGCCGUGACCCCAAUGAGGGCUAUGUGAAUAUCUUAAUUGCUACAUUCUGCUACUUCUUACUUUUCUUGACUGUUCUUUCGUAAAAAUGGAAGGUAAUGCAGAUGUUCAGUGGUGCUUCUCUCAAGUGAAGGGUACACUUGACGACGAUGUAACUGAAGCUGAUAUUAUAUCUUGCGUAGAAUUCAAUCACGAUGGGGAACUUUUGGCUACAGGAGACAAGGGUGGGAGGGUUGUUAUAUUUCAACGUGAAGCAUCAGAUGAAGCUGUUCUUCCCAAACGAGGAGAUUACACUGUAUACUCAACUUUCCAAUCUCAUGAACCAGAAUUUGAUUACUUGAAAAGUUUAGAGAUUGAAGAAAAGAUAAACAAAAUAAGGUGGUUGAAAAGAAAAAACCCAGCUCAUUUUCUCUUGUCAACUAAUGACAAAACGAUCAAAUUGUGGAAGGUAUCUGAGAGAGAUAAAAAAGUGGAAGGUUAUAACACGCGCUUAGAGAACGGUUCCAUGGUUGAUCCUACCACUGUUAGUUCAUUACGUGUACCAAUAAUCAAACCUAUGGAGCUAAUGGUGGAAGCAUCUCCAAGGAGGAUCUUCGCCAACGCACAUACCUACCACAUAAACUCCAUUUCAGUAAAUUCGGAUCAAGAAACUUACCUAUCUGCUGAUGACCUUCGGAUCAAUUUGUGGCAUUUGGAAAUAACAGAUCAAAGUUUUAACAUAGUUGAUAUAAAACCUACAAACAUGGAAGAGCUUACAGAGGUUAUAACAGCUGCAGAAUUUCACCCCGUAGAGUGUAAUUUGUUUGUUUAUAGUAGCAGUAAAGGAACAAUUCGGUUGUGCGACAUGAGGUCCGCGGCUCUGUGUGAUAGGCAUAGCAAAUUAUUUGAAGAACCUGAAGAUCCCACGAAUCGGAGUUUUUUUUCUGAAAUUAUUGCUAGCAUUUCUGACGUCAAAUUGUCGAAUAGUGGCAGGUACAUGAUUUCUAGAGACUAUUUAUCGGUGAAAUUGUGGGACUUGCACAUGGACACCAAACCAGUGGAAACUUUCCCAGUUCAUGAAUACCUACGAACAAAACUGUGUUCUCUAUAUGAAAAUGACUGUAUAUUCGACAAGUUUGAAUGUUGCUGGAAUGGAAAUGAUACAGCAAUAAUGACUGGUUCCUAUAAUAAUUUCUUUAGAAUGUUUGAGAAAUCAUCAAAGAGAGAGGUAACAUUAGAAGCAUCUAGGGACAUUGCAAAGCCGAGAACUUUGCUCAAACCGAGGAAAGUGUGCACCGGAGGCAAAAGGAAAAAGGAUGAAAUAAGUGUAGAUUGUUUAGAUUUCAAUAAGAAAAUAUUACAUACAGCUUGGCAUCCAUCAGAAAACAUCAUCGCAGUUGCGGCAACUAAUAAUUUAUUUUUGUUUCAAGAUAAGUUUUAGCGUAAUUAAUUCUGUACACUCAAAAGUCAUUUCAUUUGCUUCCCAUGAACCUCCAGAAAAUGCCAGUUUCAAUUUCAGUUAAACACCAUUUCGGGUGUGGUGCAGUGUAUGUCAAACCUCAAAUUUUAUACAUUUAUUCACAUAGAUCACGGUGAGAUAUGGUAAAAUCUGACCUUCAUUAAUAGUUAAUAAAUUUAUUAGGAUUUUAGUCCUUUUUCUGUGUUGAAAUAUAUUAUUCAGAAAGCAAAAUGAUGCAGGUUUUUUUUAUUGGUUUUACACUAAAAGUUUUCUUUUAGUUGAUGUUUCAGCACAGAAAAGUGAAAAGCUGUGAAAUUUAAUGGGUCGAUUUAACCUAAUGAGCUCAGUUUUUUGAGAGAUACAAUGAUGAUUAUAAACUUCGAUGUUGGAAGGAUGUCGUGAAUGGCAAUAAAUGUUUUUGUGUAUCACAAAUACAAUUAUUUCUACUUAAAAUCUUGCUGAUGUAUUGGAAUUUUUUCCUGAAUAAGUAAGUAUAAAAUGAAAAGGAUUGAUAUCUUUCUCACUGAUAUCUUUGAACAUUCACGGCAGAGUGUGUAGUUUUUAACAUUGCCAUAUUCCUAUGGUCUGAAUUGCUAUUUAUUCAGAAAAUUUCCUCUUCCAUUGGUUUGGUUGGUUCAAUUAAAAUUGUUAAAAAUAGUGCACUCUGUGAGCAGCAAAAUACAUUUUAUAAUGUUUUAAUUUACAUUGUGCCAUAUCGGAUUUUUUUUGAUGGGCUGCAGCUUUUUCCGUUCUUGAUCUGUUUAGUCUUCGCUUAUCAGGCUCGAUAUGUGAAGCAUUACCUCAGAGAUGAGUCAUUUUAUACCGAGAUGAAUGUAUUGAAUUGAUUGUAUUAUAUAUAUUAAGUUUUAUUGAUUCAUUUUAUUUCUAUUCUUGUUUAAAGUGUAUUUCAGAUGAAAUGUUAUGGUACAGAUGAUUUACUGUGACUGUAUUUUAUUUUCACUAAAUUUAAAACCCAGUGAAAUGUAACAUAUAAGGAUAUAUGAGGAAAACACAAUAAACAUCUAGUACCAAUGAUUCUUUGUACCUUCAAAUAUGUUCCAUCUUUUUUUUACUUUUAAAGGAAUUAUUUACUCACAAACCUUAUUUUUAAAUAAAAGAAGAUUCAAAAAUAAAAUGAUAUACUUAGUUGACCAACGUAAAAUUCUGUCUCAGAAAUAACAAUACUGGGUGCAUCAAUUAUACCAUCAAAGCUUGCUUUCUCAUCAAACACAAUACAUCUCCAUGGAAUAUGCGGUUUAUUGAGUUCUUAUAGUUUCUUUCAACUGGCUUCAAAUGAAGAAAUGCUCAUUCCAUUUGUCUAUAGAAAUACAAGAUUGUUCUUGGUUUGUAAUGAUUUUUGACAAGUUCAUACCAAUAAGAUCACUAAAGAUCUAUUAUAGAAUGAAUUGAGAGUGUGACAUGCAUAAUCCCAAGUCCCAGAUAUAGCUUCUAUCCUAUGAUAUCCACUAAGUUGAAAUUGAAGUGUAUAACGGGUAUUGAUAAUAUAAAUUUUGGUUUCUUACUGUUCUGUUGAAUGGAUUAGUUAUAGAAUAAACUGCAGAUCCUUCCAUAUAAAUAUGAUAUUUAUGUCAACCUAUGUUGGAGGUCUCAGAUUAUUUCUAUGCUAUUACUGUUGCACUGCUUAAUUCUUAUCAUUCAAUAUAAAUAAUUGCCCAGAAAAUGUUCGUUUAAACUACAAUAUAUAAAUCAAUCAAACUGUAUAGUUUGUUGUAAUAAAUUUUAAACUUAA
Molecule: messenger RNA, 3374 nt
Organism: Coccinella septempunctata (seven-spotted ladybird)
Lineage: Eukaryota; Metazoa; Arthropoda; Insecta; Coleoptera; Coccinellidae
Gene: tws
Product: protein phosphatase PP2A 55 kDa regulatory subunit
Exons: 4
Coding region: 275-1606 (443 amino acids)
Biological process (GO): peptidyl-serine dephosphorylation
Cellular component (GO): cytosol; protein phosphatase type 2A complex
Molecular function (GO): protein phosphatase regulator activity; protein binding
Source: RefSeq, a predicted model, not a curated record